Messenger RNA from Aureobasidium melanogenum CBS 110374, 501 nucleotides. RefSeq names its product ankyrin. The annotation marks the transcript as partial. The transcript has 2 exons. The record is from RefSeq and is a predicted model, not a curated record. Gene Ontology annotation, molecular function: protein binding. Lineage: Eukaryota; Fungi; Ascomycota; Dothideomycetes; Dothideales; Saccotheciaceae.
AUACACGUAGCUGCAUUUGCGGAUAAUCUCGAGAUUGUCAAGAGGCUUAUUGGUGAGAAAGAGGUGGACGUCAAUCAUCAGGCUGAUACCACAUUUGGCCCACUCUUGGCUGCGUGCGUAAAUGGACACAAAGAGGUCGUGGAAUACUUACUCUCGCUGGAUGGUGUUGAAGUAAAUUGUCGAAGUGACUUCGGCAAGACGCCUCUGAUUGCCGCAGCCAAAGCUGGCAAUCAUGAUCUAUGUCGACUACUCCUGGAAAAAGGAGGUGCUCUUGUGAACUUCAAAGCACUGGACGACGAUACUGCGUUGAUCAUCGCAGCAGAACACGGGCAUCUGUCGACCGCACAGGCUCUCUUAAGAAAGGGGGCAGACCCGAAUAUCAUCGGUGAUUACGAGCGCACUGCGCUGCUUUCAGCCGCACGAGGCAAAGAGAACGUCGUAAGGUUGUUCUUGUCUCGUGGUGCCGAUAUCAACAUACAGGAUAACACUGGCAAUACUGUU